AUGAGGCCGUUGGAAUUGAAGCUGAAGCCAGAAUUCCGCCGGCUCGCACCAAUGGCGCUGGCCGCCGUCCUGUUCUUCUGUAUGCUGGUGGUCUUCUACGGGGUGAUGCCGGCAUCCUGGGGCGUGACUCUGCACGAGAUGACCGGAAAGCCAACGGCCGGCACCCAGAACAGCUACGGUACCAAUUCCGGGACAUCCGGCUCGAGCGACGACUUCCAGCAUGCCGACCGUCGCUGCCACACGCUCCCGGACCCGGGGAACAUCCUGUUCAUCGUGAAGACGGGCGCCACGGAGAUCUACGAGAAGCUGCCGACUCAGCUGCUGACGACGCUCGGGUGCGCGCGAGACUUUUUGAUUUUCUCCGACCUCGAGGAGCAGAUCGGCCCGUACCAUAUCCUCGAUGCGCUGGCGGACUUCAACGAAACCAUGAAAGACACACAUGCCGACUUCGAGCUCUACCGCCAGCAACAAGAGUACCAGCGCGGGGGCCUGGAUAUCGCCACGCUCAAGAACGACGGCAAGGCAGCCUGGAGGCUCGACAAGUACAAGUUCCUGCACAUGGUGGAGAAGACGUGGGCCCAGAGCCCAAACAUGGACUGGUACGUCUUCAUCGAGAGCGACACGUACGUUGUCUGGACGAACCUCCUCCUCUGGCUGCGCCAGUCCUCGCCGAAGGAGAAGCUGUACAUGGGUUCGGCGUCCUUCAUCGGGGACCAGGGUUUCGGCCACGGCGGGAGCGGGUACGUCAUUUCGAAAGCGCUGAUGGAGGCGUUUGUGGGGAAGAAUCCGGGGAUGGCGGGCCGCUACGACGAUGUAUUUCCGACCGAGUGCUGUGGGGAUUUCGUGCUGGGGCGGACCCUCAAGCAGGAGCUCGACGUGGGGAUCCGGAAUUUCUGGCCCCAGGUGAACGGGGAGAAACCCGUGACGCUGGAGUUCGGGCCGAAACAAUGGUGCCAGCCCGUCGCCACGAUGCACCAUGUCAUGCCGCGCGAGCGCAGUGCCAUUUUCGAUUUCGAGCAGGCGCGCGACGAUGUAACGGUACCGCUUCUCUUCCGGGAACUCUCCGAGCUGUCCUUUCCGCCGGGUAGGAUGCGCGUGCAGGAGGACGACUGGGAUAACCUCGCCGAUGUGCCGGUGGACCUGGACAACCCCUCGAUGCAGUCCUGUCGAGACGAGUGCCUGAAUCACGAAAACUGCUUCCAAUGGCGGUAUAGCGAGAAGGAAUGCCACGUGUCGACCGAGUCGUUCCGGCUCGGAACAAAACGGCUACCCGAGGACCAGCGGCGGUGGUUCUCAGGGUGGCACAUCCAGCGAAUCCAGGAAUGGCGGGAUGCGCAUCCGUGCAAGGACCCAGCGUGGGUGAAGGCGCAUUAA
Molecule: messenger RNA, 1374 nt
Organism: Aspergillus thermomutatus
Lineage: Eukaryota; Fungi; Ascomycota; Eurotiomycetes; Eurotiales; Aspergillaceae
Product: glycosyltransferase family 31 protein
Exons: 2
Coding region: 1-1374 (457 amino acids)
Source: RefSeq, a predicted model, not a curated record